AUGGAUUCCAAGGGAGGGAACCCGUUCCUGAUGGACGACUACGGGAUCGAGUCGAACGACAACAGGAUGGCCAACCAAGCGUCGAACCCUUUCCUCCAGGAUUUCACGGACGCGGGGACAACCGGCGGAGGGGAGAAUCCAUUCUUGAAUUUUGGCGCAGACCAAUCCUAUCAAUCAUCGGCCAUCACCGUCGACUCGACGAAUCCGUUCGCCUCGUUCGCCGCAGAAACGACCGCGGCGAGCACCGGCUUCGAGGCCAUCAGCGACGCUACGACCGCCAAUAUAUUCUCUACCGAAUCUAGCAACAUUUUCGCGACAACUGACGACGAGUCGAGCUCGAAUCUGUUCGACGUACCGAUCUCCCCUCAAGCGAGCGACGAACUGUUCGGCCAGGAGUUGCAGUCUGCACCACCGCCGUCACCGGCGGUACCUGUCACACCACCCCAAGCCAAGAAUGGCAGGCCUGCACCGUCCAGACCUCCACCGCCGAGACCUCAACCACCCACGCCCCCUAAGAACACCAAAGACUUGAUCCUGUCAGUCACCGGAGCCAUGGAUGCUACGUCUAAUCAUCUUCUGGAUCGAUUACAGGCAACGAGGACACCCAGUCCAACGUUGAUGCACUCUCCGUCACCAACGCCGGAGCACAGUUACGCCGACUUCCUGGACGUGGACUCGAACGUGCCGGACCUGAUGUCCGACGACAGCAAAACGGUGGCAGAGCCACCAAAGAACAUUCUGGAUCUGUUCGAUGCCCCGAAUACAGACGACACGACGACUACCACUAUAUUCUCCUCCUCGAUGGCCACCGAGGACACCGCCAAUUUGGUGGCAGGUGUGCCUCUGAUCAGCGCUACCAUCGGCCAAGAGAACCCAUUCGUCAGCAUCACGGAGCAGGAAGCGUCGCCGACACAGGCGGAAGACAGUUUCAAGUCAGACUUCCCGGAGACAGCGUCUGUAACCAGCGAGAAGAGAGCCUCUAUAGCCUCGACGACAGGUGUUAUCGGAAGCGACACCGAGAAGGCUGGCAUUGAUCUGGAUUUCUCCGCAGAAUCGCCCGUUAUCUCGGAGACUGUGCAGUCGUCGGCCACCGGGGCUGAAUUGUUCACGACCAGUAUUACCCACGAGCAACUGACCGCGACCACUAGCGAGUCCGCGUUCUUCUCUGUCACCGACGCAACAACGUUGUCUUCUGGACCGUUUGGGACCGCGGCGACGUCCAUGCAAACGCCUAGCACGCAAUCUCUGUUUGCAAGCACGGAAAUCGCUGUAGCUACCAGCGAACCUAGCGGCACAUUCGCUUCUGAUUUGCUUGGUGAUUUUGCCGAACCCGCCAGGGACACCAGCGGUGUCAUCAGUCCGACUCCUGGAGCUGAGUUCCCUGCCAGCGAGGCGUACAAGCCCGAGGAACAGCUGGAUAAUUUUGCAGCCACUACGAAAGCCAUUGAAAAUACCGGCGACGCUUUCGACAUCUUUGCCUCGAAGUUCGAUAAAGCUGCAGAGCAGGAAACCAGCGGUGGGGAUCCUUUCUUGGACGCGUUUGGCGGCGGGCCUACUGCCAUGGACACGUCUAGCGAUGUUUGGGGUGAUUCGUCUGCAACGGGGUCAGAGACAGCAGUGACUGGAUUCGGUGAAGCUGAUGGGUUUGACUCGUUCCUCAGUAUGACUGCCCCCCCUGCAGAACCAACCGUAAAGAGAACCGAGUCUGUAGAAUCGGAUGCGGGACCAGAUUUCAGUGUAUUUAUUAAACCUAAAGAGGAUGACCAGGGUGGAGCAAUGGAAGGUAGAGCUGUCCCUGCGUUAGCGCCACCGCCAAAAAGUCCUCAGAACACAGCUUACGCCGACACCUCGCCACGAUUCAAUCCUUUCGACAAAUCAGGAUUCGCACAGGAUGCUAUCCCCACUGCAGAAGUUGUUCAGCCUGCUGAGAUCACUAGGACAGAUUCUCAGGAAACUCCUCCAACACCCCUGUUCGACGAAGACGUCAGCCAACCUUUGGAAGAUUUCCCAAGAGUGACGUAUACCGGUGACGGUUGGGAAAUGCAUCUACGCCAACCCAACAAGAAGAAGAUCACCGGCCAACGAUUCUGGAAAAAGAUCUUCGUGAAGUUGGUCUACCAGGGUGACAAUCCUGUACUGCAGUUGUUUAACAGCAGGGAGGACAAGGACCCCUUCCAAGAAUUACCUCUGGUCCCUUCUUACUCGAUAUCUGACAUCGGGGCGCAGCAGUUUGAUCAAUAUGGGAAAAUAUUUACGGUGAAGUUGCAGUAUAUUUUCUACAAGGAACGACCUGGUGUACGACCCGGCCAAGUGACAAAGGCGGAGAGGUUAACGAAUAAAUUGAGCCAGUUCGCCGCGUACGCCAUUCAGGGUGAUUAUCAAGGGGUGAAGGAAUUUGGAAGCGAUCUGAGGAAGCUUGGCCUUCCCGUGGAACACGCGCCACAAGUAUAACUUCUUUUUAUAUUAGAAUUGA
Heterotrigona itama is the source of this 2473-nucleotide messenger RNA. The record is from the annotation of a GenBank genome assembly. NCBI's taxonomy places the organism in Eukaryota, Metazoa, Arthropoda, Insecta, Hymenoptera, Apidae.